AUGCCUUCUCGGAUUUUGGAGAUGUUGCGGAGUAGGACUGCCGAGGUGGUGGAUGUUCCAGAGGAAGAGUUGGAGGGGAUUCGAGCGGAAUGGCGAAGCACUACCGUCAUUGUGAGGAGCUUGGGGAGGCCUGUUUCGGUUGAUUGGGUGGCCAGAGAGUUCAAACGGGUAGGUCGCCUGGACUAUAACGUGGAGUGCUUCCUGCUAAUGGAUGGUUUCAUUGCCGUUCGGUUUGCCAAGGAGGAGAACCGUGAGGCUGCUCUGAAGAACGGUCCAUGGACGGUGGCCGAUCAACUUCUGGCAAUGGAGCGGUGGCGGCCCAAUUUUGUGCCCGGUGUAGGGGGUAUUGAUCGGGUGGUCGUCUGGUUGCGUCUACCACGAUUGCCCCUGGAUUAUUGGAAGAGAGAGGCCAUCCUUAGGAUAGCGGCCAGUGCUGGUAAUCCUUUGGCCGUGGAUGGUUUCACGGAGCAGGGGGGACGGUAUGGUUUUGCCAGGGUGAAGGUAGAGCUGAAUGUUUCGAACCCUCUCAAGCCGGGUACCCUUGUUAGGGAGAAAUACGGGGGUGUCGAGGAGACCUUUUGGCAGGGGUUCAUCUACAAAAACCUACCUGCUCCCUGUUCUAAGUGUGGGCGGAUUGGGCACUUGGUGCCGGAGUGCGGUUACCCGUCUUCGGCGGGUGGCAAAGUGGAGCCGGCAGUGGCCCGAGGAAAAGAGAAGGAAGAUACCGGGGCGGAUAACCCAGAGGUUGAUGUGCAGACCAAUGGGGGAGCUUCUAUCCUAGAGGAACCAUCGGCGUUUGGCCCGUGGUUGGUUACCAAUCGUAUUUGGCAAUAA
Messenger RNA from Phoenix dactylifera (date palm), 834 nucleotides. RefSeq lists its product as uncharacterized. NCBI's taxonomy places the organism in Eukaryota, Viridiplantae, Streptophyta, Magnoliopsida, Arecales, Arecaceae. Gene Ontology annotation, molecular function: zinc ion binding; nucleic acid binding. The record is from RefSeq and is a predicted model, not a curated record.